This is a messenger RNA of Coprinopsis cinerea okayama7#130, 2880 nucleotides long. RefSeq names its product NAD-dependent epimerase/dehydratase. Bases 1 to 2880 code for a protein of 959 amino acids. The transcript has 3 exons. Lineage: Eukaryota; Fungi; Basidiomycota; Agaricomycetes; Agaricales; Psathyrellaceae. The record is from RefSeq and is a predicted model, not a curated record.
AUGGUUUCAUUGUUAGGCUCGCAUUUCGCCAAAAGGCUCAUUUCUUCAGGAGAAUAUCGCGUUCGCAUUAUUGACCAGUCACCAAAGCCCACUUUCCCCGAAGGGGAUCUUUGCCAUGAACUGAUAAUCGGCAACCUCUGUGAUCCCAGCACCUGCCGUUCAGCUGUGGAUGGUGUCUCCAUUGUCUGCCAUUUCGCCGCCAAUAUGGGGGGCAUGGGGACCAUCCACGAGGCCAACGAAUUCAGGAUCUAUGCCGAGAAUCAUUUCAUGACAUUGCAUCUCCUUCAAGCCGCCAUCGAGGCCGGCGUUAAGCGCUUCCUAUACGCAUCGACUGCCUGCGUUUACCCGUUACACUUGCAGCAAUCCGUCGAACCGGCGACACCACUGUCCCUAAGCGAAGACGACGUCUAUCGCGAUGCCACUUCCGAGUCCCCACCGUGUCCCCAAGGUCUUUAUGGCCUCGAGAAGCUCUCUACGGAGCUCCUGCUCCAUCAGGCUUCGUCCAAGGUCUCCGUUCGUAUUGCCCGUCUUCACAACGUCUACGGACCAGGCGGGACUUGGAACAGUGGUCGGGAGAAAGCGCCUGCCGCUAUGUUGCGGAAGGCGUUGGCUCUCAAACGGCUGGGUGCUGGAUCAUCCCAUUCAUUCGAGAUAUGGGGCGAUGGUCAGCAACAGCGCAGCUUCUUAUACAUCGACGACGCCGUCGAUACACUUUUGAAGCUCCUCGCAUCCGAUUACUCCUCCCCACUGAACAUCGGUUCCGACACAUCCGUGUCGAUUCUGCGUCUUUCCAAACUGGCGCUUCGAGUUGCUCGUGCAGAUUCCGGUCGAGUUUCAUUUUCCUUUGACACCACCAAACCCGUUGGCGUGGCAUCCCGCAACUCCAACAACGAACGCGUCUCCCGCGUUCUUGGUUGGAGGCCGUCGACAAGUUUGGAUGUGGGGAUGGCGAAGACAUGCGCCUGGAUGGAAAAGGAGAUGGAGAGAUUGCUUUCUCAACGAGAAUCCGGCUUGGCUCGAGAAACGUUGCUUCUGCAGUGUCUCUCGAGCAAAGUCGUGGACUUGAAGGAAGAGGCAACUGUGUUCGCCAUCCUACUACCCAUCACUUCCCGAGGAGGAACGUCUCCCCAGUCGUGCUUAUCAAAUUUAGGGAAAUUUGCUCAGUCCCUUUCGGAUACGACUUGGCGAGAUCUUCAUUCGCUCGGUGGCAAGAGAUACCGUGUUGCUAUUUAUCUCGCCAUCGACCACGACGACGAAUUCCUCCUCGCUGACCAGGGUCCCAACAAAGCUGAGGCUCUCCUUCGUAGCCACGGCUUUUCCGACGUAACGUCUCUUAUCUGCGAUUACCCUCGAGGCCAUGUUUGCUCGCUGUGGAGAGAUUGCGCUGCCCGGGCCUUCGACGACUGUUGCGACUACUAUGGGCUGUUCGGCGACGACGUUUCCAUUUUGGAUGAAGGGUGGAUGCGAAAGAUGGACGAGAGUUCCACCGAAUCGCCGAGCACGAAGGUGUCCCUUUUGCUCUACCGGCGGUGGAACGCUUCGAGGAUGGUCGACUUGCGCCUUUCGAACAGCAUUGGAGGUAGUGACGAUGCACGGUACGCGAAGCAGCGCGCCCGAGAUUGGACCUUUGAUACCUUGACCAAUGCGGUUUCUUCAGUGGACUCCCACAUUAGAUCCUUCAAUCCAUCCAUUUCGCCCACCCUUACCCUCGAUGUAGUCAUCCCAUGCUACCGGGUCGACCUCGCUAUCAUCUCCAACAUCCUUGCCCUCCAACACUCGCCAACCUUGACAAUCAUGUUCAUCAUCAUCGUCGACAACCCCAGCUCUCCCCAGAUUCUCAAACUCGAGACUCUUUAUGGCCGUCGGCCGGACGUUCGCAUCCGCGUCAACUCGGUCAACCUUGGCGCCUCUGCUUCACGAAAUCGUGGCAUGUCGGAGUCGUCUGCAGAAUGGGUGUACUUCCUAGACGAUGACAUCGUCCCCGAUGCCGAUCUUCUCUUCGAGGCGGAGAAGGUCAUUCGCGAACACCCAGACGCCGCCGGAUUUGUUGGAAACACCGUCUUCCCGAAAAGCGAGACCAUUUUCCAGGCUGCCGUUCACCUUGCCGGCGUCACCUACUUCUGGGACAUCGCCACCAAGAUUGAGGACGACGUACCUUGGGGUGUCACUGCGAACCUAAUUGCCCGGCGGAACAUCAAGGAUGGGAUUGAAUACGACCUUCGAUAUCCGAAGACUGGUGGAGGAGAAGACAUCGACUUUUGCCGCUUGAAGAGGGAGGUGUCCAUCAAAAGGGGAGGGUCCGGGUUUGGAGCAGCGCCGCUGGUGCGCGUUACUCACCCAUAUUGGAAUAAUGGCAAGCGGUCGUAUUGGAGGUUCUACAUGUGGGCGUAUGGCGAUGGGAUGCUGGUGGCGCGCUUCCCCGAACUCACCUAUCGAGAUUAUGCACCCAACAGUGCCGAGUAUCUUCUCCUUGCCAUUGCGCUCCCGUUCAUCGUCCUCCCUUUAGGCGACAACUUACUCUCUUCCCUUUACCUCACUGCAUAUCUCAUCGCCAAAGGCCUCAGCAGUGUCGUUCUUGCCAACGUUCUUCAUGACAUCUAUCGGCACCUUUGGCAACACCCCGAGCGCGAUGCUGGCUUGAACUCAUCUAUCAAGUCGGGGCCUCGAUUUUGGCUAGCCUUGGUCGAAAGCAGCUUUAUUCGGAUGUCUAGUGAGUUGGGUCGUUUGAAGGGUGCGGUGGAUAGGAAGCAAUGGUACUGCAUUGGGAAGCGCUUCGACUGGUUCGCAGGGCGUGAGGGCGAUGGUCCUAAGCGAGAAGAGAGGUGGAAUAACGUGCAGCGAUUAGUUUGUAUAGUUCUGAUUUUCCGCUUUGUACUCUGA